Molecule: messenger RNA, 1509 nt
Organism: Pseudoliparis swirei
Lineage: Eukaryota; Metazoa; Chordata; Actinopteri; Perciformes; Liparidae
Gene: hgh1
Product: HGH1 homolog (S. cerevisiae)
Exons: 10
Coding region: 123-1286 (387 amino acids)
Source: RefSeq, a predicted model, not a curated record
UCUGCGGGCUCCACAUGUAUCCCGUACGCGUGUUUUUUAAUGUUAGGAGAGAAAUAUUAAAGCUGUGAAACCGCGAUAUGAAAAGUGGAGAAGUUUUAUAGCUCAUUAAAGACUCUGAGAAGAUGCUGAGUGACACUGAGGCCGAGGAGCUGCUCGGCUUCUUGAGCCCCGACACGCGACCUGAUGUCAAAGGUCACACCACGGGGUACAUCCUGGGCCUGUCUGGACACAGGGACGGCUGCCGCUUCCUCCGCUCUAAACCCGACUUACUGGUCGCUCUGUUUGCUCUGACGUCCGACCCCUCCAUCGCCAUCGUGAAGGACUGUUACCACGUCCUCAUCAACCUGUCGGCCGACGAGACCCUGCACCAGGUUUUGGUGUCUGAUGUCAAAGUUCUUCCGGUGUUGUCGAAGAGGCUCCUGGACCCAGAGUACCCGUUCUCUGAUCAGAUCUGCACCAUCCUGUCCAACCUAUCCCGCCUCGUCAAGACCUGCAAGACGGUGUUCAAGGUCCUCCAGGAGGAGGUGGGUGUGGCUCAGCUGGUGGACAUCUUCUGCACAGAGGGCUACAACAAGAAGGCGACGCUCCACUAUCUGAGUCCACUGCUGUCCAACCUGACGCAGCUGCCCGAGGCCAGGAGCUACAUGAUGGACAAGGAGAGGUGUGUAAUCCAGAGGCUGUUUCCCUUCACACAGUACAGGGCGUCGGCGGUGAGGAGAGGAGGCGUCGUGGGGACGCUGCGCAACUGUUGCUUUGACCACGCCCAUCACGAGUGGUUGCUAAGCGACGCCGUGGACGUGCUGCCCUUCCUGCUGCUGCCGCUGGCCGGGCCGGAGGAGCUGACGGAGGAAGAGAACGACGGUCUACCUGUGGACCUGCAGUACCUCCCCGAGGACAAGAAGAGAGAAGACGACCCCGACAUCAGGAAGAUGCUGCUGGAAACUCUUCUACUGCUGACGGCGACCCGGGCCGGCCGCGACACGCUGACCCACAAGAAGGUUUAUCCCAUCAUGAGAGAGUUCCACGGCUGGGAGAAGGACGUCCAGGUCUCGGCCGCCUGUGAGAAGCUGGUCCACGUGCUGAUCGGAGACGAGCCGGAGCAGGGGAUGGAGAACCUGAUGGAGGUGAAGAUUCCUGAGGACGUGGAGGUGAAGCUGAAGGAGGCGGACGUCAAAGAACUGCAGGAGCUGGAGAAGAUGAUGCAGGAAGAGGAGGAGGAGGAGAGGAAGAAGAAGAGUGAUGCAGAGGAGACGGAUAAAGGACAGGAGAGUGGACUGAUACGAUGAAGCCCGUUUCUACGCCCGGCUUCACCGGCUGCAUCGUUUUAAGGGACGGCUCCGUGUCUCUCGGACAGUUCAUGAUGUCGUUUGUCGUUCCGACGGGACGAGGCGCUGACGUCGGGCCACAGGAAGUGACAUCACUGCUGAGGGAGAAAAGAAGAGCGUUUCCUGUCUCGCGGGCUGCUGCGUCGUCUUGCUGUUGAAGCCUGAAAUAAAGUUUUGAGCGUGA